AUGCCCCGCUGGUCACUGCAAAUAAACGGCUGCGAUCAAGCAGGGUCCGAGCGCACAGAGGAACCUUCCUCUCACCCGCCGCGGAGACCUACAGGUGCAGCAGAGCGGCUCAAGUCCCGCAGUUACAUUGGAAGCAGCUUCUCAGGUGGGGGUAUGGAAUCUAUAGCUGCUUCUGCCGCUGCUGCUGCUGCUUCGGCGUCUAGUGUUGAGUCGAGUAGAAAACCAGGUGCUGCUGCACAGAGGCUUAAGUCCAGCAGCUUCAUUGGGCGGAGUUUUUCUGGGGGGGGUGUGGAGUCUGCAUCUGCUUCUGCUGCUGCUGCGGCGGCGUCUAUCCGCGCUGCAUUACGGGCGUCCGUGCUUCGAAGCUCGUCAGGAGUGGGGAAAGAGGGGCAGGCGGGAGAUGGACAGGGGCGAGAGGGACAGGGGGGACAGGCAGGAGGGGGGCAGAAAGGGAGAAGCGGAGGUUCGGGUCGAUGGUUGAUUGCAAAGAGCUUCUCAGGAAGCCGUGCUCGCACAGGUGAUGCUGCUGCUGAUGCUGCUGCUGAUGCUGCUGCUGCUGCUGUUGCUGCUGCUGCUGGUAGUGAUGCUGCUGCUACUAAUGGUGAUGUUGAGGCUGCUGACGGUAAGUUUCGGGUGGAUGAGUCACGUUCGGCCAGCGUGCGAGGCACGGGUGGGGAGGAGGAGGAGGGAUUUGGAGUGUGUGGCAGGGAGAGCAGGGACGGUGGCAGGAGAGAAGGGAUGGAGGAAGAGGAGGGAUCAGGAGAGUGUGGUGGGGGGAGCAUUGACAGUGAGGAGGAGGAGAGUGAGAAAGAGGAGGAAGAGCGGGGAGAGGGGGGAGAAGAGGAAGAGGGGGAAGAGGUGGAAGAGGAGGAGGGCGAGGAAGUAGCUGUAGGGAGAGGGUUGUGGGAAGAUUACAACGAGGGUGGAACUCUGAGAGCCGAGAUGAGCUUACGAGACAGUGGAUGGUCACCGGAGCAAGGGCAGUACGGAGCAGCGGAUUGGAUGAAGCACCCCAGCAGCAGGUUGAUAGCAAUGAAUCGAGAUGAGGUGGACGAGGAAGAGGAGGGAGAGGAGGGAGAGGAGGGUGAAAGAGAGGAGGGUGAAGGAGAGGAAGAGGAAGGAGAGGAGGGAGAGGAGGAGGAGAGGCAGGGCUUCAUCCUGAGCAGCGGAGGUGUGGAAAUGGAGGGUGCUGGGUGGCGGGAAGGGGGUUUCCAGGAAUCUUCCGAGCCAAUGCAAGAUUCAAAACUAGGUGAUACUCCGGAUGGAAGCUUCCAGGAAAAUGAGAACGACGGAGAAGGGUUUGGGAUGGAUAGGAGGCUAUUGAUGGGUGCUCCUUCGCUCAACCCCAAUGCAGUGUUUGAAACGCCCCAGCAGCAAAGGGCGCUCAUAGGAGCCCCUUCUCUCAACCCUAACGCAGAUUUCGAGACUCCUCAGAAAAGGGUUUUGAUGGGAGCUCCUUCGCUCAAUCCUGAUGCAGUUUUUGAGGUGCCCCAGCAGAGGGAGCUUAUAGGGGCGCCGUCCCUUAACCCUGACGCGGGCUCACAGGCGUUUUGGGCGAGUUUGAAGGAGGGGAGAGGGGCGGAUGUGUGGCAUAGGGAGGCGGAGACGAUUGCGGAAGAGGGGGAUGGGGGAGAGGGAGGGGAAGGGGAAGAGGAUGGGGAGGGGGAGGAGGGGGAUGGGGCGAGUGGUGUGUUUGAUCUGGCGCAAGGGCUGAUGAUGCAGGGAGAGGGGGGAGGUGUGGAAGAAGGAGGAGGGUUCGGUUUUGAUGUGGGGGAGAGGGAGGAGGGAAACUGGGAUGGAGGAGCAGCAGGGUACGAGGUUGGUGGCAGCAGGAGUAUGGGGCGAGACAUGGGUGUUGGUGGUCCGUGGGAGUCAGUGCGAGAAGCAGAGAGGGAAAUGGAUUCAGUAUGCAGCAGCAGCAGCACUGCAAUGCUGUUCCGAGGGAGUCAGAGCCUGGGAGCACCGGGAGUUCAAGGGGAGCUUCAAGAGAGGGAUGAUGGAAAUGGGGAGUUUCAAGAAGGCGAGGUUGGAUCAGACCUGUGGGGAAGGGCUGCAAGGGUUGAAAGCAGAUAUUCUUCCCAGGAGAAAAGCAGCAGCAGCAGCUUUCAGGCGUCCCCUGCAUCACCCAUGGGAAACGAUGGAGGCGAGGGAGGUGCGGGGGAAGGAGGGUGGCGCGAAGGAGGAGGAGGAGUUGACGGAGGGGUUGAAGGGAACUGGCUAGCAAGAGAAGGAGCAGCAGUUGCAGCGACAGAAGUAGUAGCAGGGGGCAUGGUUCAGAGAGAAGAUACAGUAGAGGAAAUGAGAGGAGGAGGGGGAGGGGGAACACCAGUAGCAGCAGCAGGGGCAAGUACAAUGAGGGGAGGAGGAGCAGAGGCAGCAGCAGUAGACAAGGAAGCAGCACUGGAAAACGCGUGGAUGAUGGCGGAAGGGGAAGAGGAAGAAGAAACUCCAGAUUUUGACGAUUUCAGCCGCACACGAACCUUCACCUCUGCCAUCCUAGCCGGAAUCACCAAGAGAGUCACCGGGCCUAAGGCUGGGCCUGCCAAGCCUGGAGCCACCAAGCCUGGGUUCGCCAUGCCUGGGCUUGGCAAGAGGGAGGAUCCGGGUAGUAGCAGCAAGACGGUGGUUCCGAGGACUGUUAGUGAUAUGCUCAAGGAUGCGGCAAAGGAGGGAAUGGUGAAGGGCGAGGGGAAGCAGGGCAAGUGGUGGGCUUUCAGGGAGAAAGGGGAAGAGAGCGGUAGGGUGUUAGGGGGGCCUGGAUGGGGUAUUCUGGCCUCCAAGCCGAGACCAGGGGAGGAGGGAGGGGGUUUACAGGGUGCACCUGCACUGGAGGCACAUGGUCUAGGUGGGUCAGGUAGGUUAGGUGGGCACAAUGGGGAUAGUAAGGGCGAGGAGGAGAAGGAGCGGGGCGGACUGUUUGGUUCCGCUCAUACCCAACACCACCACCACUCGCGGCAGAAGUCGCAGAUUUCGUUUGGGUCUGUUGCUGAUUCUGCUCUGCUGUCUGGCCUGCCUUCGUUCCUUAAGUCGGUCACUUUCACCUCUGCUGAAGCCCAGGCGCACCACAAGCAGCAGCAGCAGCAAGAGGAGGAGGGGGAGGAUCAGCUGCGGAUGCAGCAGGGGGAUGAGAUGCCGGCAGAGUUAUCAAGUCAUGCACAGGAGAUUGAGACACAUGGGGGACCGUACGAGUCGUAUGAAUCGCGGGAACACACACAACAGCACAGAGAAGCAGAUGAGGAGGAGAACCCUGAAGAGCAGCAGCAGCAGCAGCAGCAGCAUAGGCCGUGGGGGUCUGCUGUGGGGUGCAGCCCGGUGGAGGAGGGUACAGCACGGUACCCUGCAAAUCAGCAGCACAGCGAUGGCUUGUGGGGCAGCAGUGGGGUGCACUGGAGGAGCAGUGGCAGUGCGGUGGAACGGCUGAGGGACGAGGCUGGCUGUGCUGCUUCCGACCCCAGCAGGGGUAGGAGCCUUUCCCGAAUGCGCCCUGGUGUCAGUGCCUCUUUCUCUGGUCGUCUGCCUGCUGCUGCUACUGGUACUGCUGCUGCUGCUUCUGCUGCUAAUGUUCCAACUACCACUACUGGUGAUGGUGCAACUACCCCCAUUGGUAAUGGCGCAACGACCCCGACUGGUGGUGAUGCGUCUGGCCCUGCUAUCAGCCCUGUUGUCACUCCACGUGUUGCCUACUUCUCCUUCGACAAGUACCGCGAGGCUGUAGCAGGGGGAGGCUCGUCCGGGGGAGGUGCAUCUGCAGAGGAGCGCGAUGCGGAGGGGUACCUGCUAUCUCACUCCUUUGGCAGCGGCAGGGCUAGAAGCAGGAGCAGCUUCAGCGGCAGAUACGGCAGCAGCAUUGGCGGUGGUGGUGGUAGCGGGAGUUUGACUCCCCCUCCUAGAGGAGCAUUGGGGAAGAGUGGCAGCGGUUGCUUGACCCCUCCUUCUGGCGCACUGGGUAAGAAUGGCAGCGGUAAUUUGACCCUUCCUUCUGGUGCGUUGGGUAAGAGUGGGAGUGGCAGCCUUACGCCUCCUGGAAAUAUGUUUAGUCGCGGUGGCAUGGGGAAUGGGAGCGUGACCCCUCCAGGAAAUAUGUUCAGCAGGAGCGGCAGCAGGAGAGGGUUCACUCCGUCAGCAGGGGACAUGUCUAGUCGGAGGCAAGCAGGAGACUGGACUUCACCGGGGGGAAGCAACCACAGCACCCACAGCAACCACAGCAACCACAGCAACUACAACCAGAGGAACGCCUGUGUUCGUAGCCACAGCCAUAGCCACAGCCACCAGGAGCAGGAGGUUCACACCACGAGCAGCCACUCCCACCUGCAGCGAGGGUUUCCCCACGUGCGUGGGGGCGUUGAGCGAGUGGCCUCGGAUUGUGCGGCAGACAAGAGAGCGAGGGAACGAGAAGCGGAUAGAUGGGACGAGGCAGAGCAAGGGGAUGGUGUGCGAGGGCGAGUAGGGUCAGGCCGCAUGAGUGGAGAGGGGGAGGGGGUGCUUCUGACUGCCAGUCUGGGAAGGCGGGUUGGGGAAGGGCAAGGGGGUUUGCGUGGGUCGCGACUGGGGAAGGGUGGUAGGGGCGACAAGGCGGCAGUGAGAGGGGUGGAGGAGGGUGAGAGGGAGGAGGGGGAGGAGGAGGAGGUGGGGAGUUGUGGUUCCCGUGCAAGCAGGGUGGCGGAUGGAGCGUCGGGUGGGGCACGGCCAAAGUACGACAGGAAGGCCAGAGACGUGCGAUUGCACUCCACACCUGAGCGGCAGCGGCCUCUGGAGCGUCCGGCAACCUCAUCUGCUGCAGCAGGGGUUGGCAGGCCCCCCAUCCACCACGCCCACUCCGCCUCUCUGGCUGCUCGUUCUGCUUUUUAUUUGUGCAACUCCCCUUCCUUCCUCUCUCUUCUACCCACCGCUCCCGACACCAGGAGUCGCACCUUUGGCAAUCCAGAAGAGCUCGUGGACCUCUACCCUCCCCCCGGCGCCUUUGAGCGGUCCCACUCCACACCCGAGCGGCGGCGGCCUCUUGAUCGCCCAGCAACCUCCUCUGCUGCAGCAGGGGCUGGGAGACCUCCCAUCCACCACGCCCACUCCGCCUCUCUGGCUGCUCGCUCCCUGGUGAACGGGCAUGGGAGUGGGCAGAGGCUGAGAGGAGGUGAGUCCGGGCGGAUUGGAGGGAGCAGAUUGUCUGGGAAACAGCAGAGGAACCAGGGGUGGGACGAGCAGCAGGGGCGGUAUGGGGAGGAGCAUGAGCACAAGCAGGGGUAUGAGGAGCAGCAGUAUGAGCAGAACUAUCAGCCGCAGCAAGUGCAGGAGAAGAAACAGCAGAAGGGGCGUAAGGAGUCGGGGGCAGCGCUGCAUGUGGCGUGGAGGCAGUUGGAAGGGGAGGAGGAGGAGGAGGAAGAGUGGGAUAGGCAGAAUUCAGAUCCUGUGGCAGGCGGCAGGGGGAGGGUGAAGGCUGUAAGGAAGCUAGUGGAGGACGAGGAGAAUGGAGAGUGGGGACGGCAGAACUCAGAUCCUGUGACAAGCGGCAGGGGGAGAGUGAAGGCUGUAAGGAGGCAAGUUCGGGAGGAGGAGGAUGGAGAGUGGGGCAGGCAGAAUUCAGAUCCUGUAAAAGGGAGCAGGGAGAGGGUGAGGGCUGGAGGGAGGCACGUGGAGAAUGAGGAGGAUGGGGAGGAUGGAGAAUGGGGACGGCAGCACUCAGAACCUGCGAAACCCGGCAGGGAGAGGGUUAAGGCUGGAAAGGGGCACGUGGAGAACGAGGAGGAUGGGAGUGAUGGAGAAUGGGGACGGCGGCACUCAGAACCUGUGAAAGGCGGCAGGGAGAGGGUGAAGGUGGGAAGGGGGGACGAGGAGGUUGAGGAGGAGAGAGAGUGGGAUUCUGUGGAAGGCGGCCGGUCUGUGAAUGCUGGAUGGAGGCAUGAGGAGGCCGAUGAGGAGGAAGGAGAAUGGGCUGAGGAGGACGGAAAGUGGGGCAGGCAGACGCACUGGAAUUGUGUGAAAGAUGGCAGGGAGAGGGAGAAGGCGGGACGGAGGCAAGUGGAGGAGAGGGAGAUGAUUGGAUACGGUGGGGAUGGUUAUGAGGAGAACACAGAGGAGGAAGAGGAAGAGGCAGGGGAUGGGGAAGAGGUGGAGGAAGAGGAGGAGGAUGAUGAAGAGGAGGAGGAGGAGGAUGGGGAAGAGGUGGUGGAGAGUGGACAAACGAGAUGGUCCAGAGAUCGUGGUACAAGCUCAGGGAAAGGGACUGGGGUCAAAUCUGGGGAAGGGAGAGCAGGGACAAAAUCUGAGAAUAAGCCUUCGUACAGGUGCGACAGUGGACGGGGAAAGGUCAAUGGAAGAAACAGUGGGAGUGAGGGCGAGGAGGAGCAAGGGGGGAGGAAAUUUACUUAUGAGAAGGAGCGUUCGCGAGGAAAGGGGAGAGGAGGGAGGGGGUGGGAAGGAGGCAGUGGUGGUUAUGGGGAGAGGCGGCAGCAAUGGCAUGACAGUCAAGAUCGGAAUGAGGAGGAAGGGGAGGGCGUGGAGGAGGAGGGUGAGGGGGAAGGAGGGAGUAUUGAUGAGGAUAGUAAGGAGUGGAGUGAGUGUGAGGAUAGUGAGGUGGAGAACGGGGAUGGUGAAGGGAGUGGGGAACUGGUGAGUGGAGAUGAGGAGGAGAGUGCACAGCAUGCAGUACGCAGAAAGAGCGGAGAGGAACACGAGGAACAGUACAGCUACAGAGGCGGGGACAGAGAUGGGUACAGAGAUGGGGACAGGAAGAAACAGUCACAAAGGAGCAGUGGUCGGGAGAAGCAGAAUGCACGGGGGCUUGAAGAGAGGCGUAAUGGAGAAAAGGACAGCAUGCACAGCAGGCACAAAGGGGAGGGGGAUGAAGUGUAUAGAAGAAAUGGGGAAGAAGUACCGGAAUAUGGGAGUGAUGUGUACGAUAGGGGCUAUGGAGACAUGGGGGGAGGUGAGGAGGAAGAUGGGGGGGGAUACAGAAAGGGCCGCUCUAGUAAAGAGAAGUACACCUAUCAGGAAGUCGAGAGGGGUGGAGCAAGGAACAGUAGUGCACGCCACUUCCGCACUUCCAGCUGCUUGGACCAGAAGAGUCAGGAGGGCGAGAGAAAUGCAGCAAGGGGUGGUGGUAGUGGUAGUAGUGCACGACACUCACGCACUUCCAGCUGGUUGGACCAGAAGAGCCACUCUCACCGGCCUGGGCGAUAG
This is a messenger RNA of Closterium sp. NIES-65, 7173 nucleotides long. The record is from the annotation of a GenBank genome assembly. Lineage: Eukaryota; Viridiplantae; Streptophyta; Zygnematophyceae; Desmidiales; Closteriaceae.